AUGCCAAGCCUCAGAGUCGAAAAACAACAACGAACAACAACAUCUCUUUUCAUCUUCCGCUUCCCCUCUGCCCCAUCUCAGGGCGACUCAGAUCACUCUGGCAGCCUGGAAUGUUUGUCCCCUCUGGACAAUCCUAAUGGCAACCAAAUCGAACUAAGGACGGCGAUACUCGCUCAAAAAUUGGCUUUCCAGAAGGCGGAUACUGCUGUUUUCAGCGAGAUUCUCUUCGCUAAACAGGGCAAACUGGAUGAGUUGGGUGCCCACUUCUGGAGUGGCCGUCCAAAGGCAGAGCGACGCGCCGCUGGCCUUGCCUUCUUCGUCUUUGGUUCCUCACAUUGCCAACACUAG
Spirometra erinaceieuropaei is the source of this 348-nucleotide messenger RNA. The record is from the annotation of a GenBank genome assembly. NCBI's taxonomy places the organism in Eukaryota, Metazoa, Platyhelminthes, Cestoda, Diphyllobothriidea, Diphyllobothriidae.